Messenger RNA from Metschnikowia bicuspidata var. bicuspidata NRRL YB-4993, 480 nucleotides. Its product is annotated as glutathione peroxidase. Gene Ontology annotation, molecular function: glutathione peroxidase activity. The record is from RefSeq and is a predicted model, not a curated record. The transcript has a single exon. Lineage: Eukaryota; Fungi; Ascomycota; Pichiomycetes; Serinales; Metschnikowiaceae. The coding region runs from base 1 to 480 and encodes 159 amino acids. Gene Ontology annotation, biological process: response to oxidative stress.
AUGUCUUUCUACGAACUUGCUCCUAAGAACGCCAAGGGCGAGCCAUACCCUUUCGCAGACUUGAAGGGAAAAGUCGUGGUCAUUGUCAAUGUCGCGUCCAAGUGUGGCUUCACUCCACAAUACAAGGAGCUCGAGGAGUUGAACAAGAAGUACGCCGACAAGGACGUGCAAAUCCUCGGGUUCCCCUGCAACCAGUUUGGCCUGCAGGAGCCGGGCAGUGCUGACGAGAUUGCGUCCUUUUGCUCCUUGAACUAUGGCGUGACUUUCCCUGUUUUGGGCAAGGUGGAGGUCAACGGAGACAACGCCGACCCUGUGUACAAGUUCUUGAAGAGCCAGAAGUCCGGCAUCAUGGGCCUCAACAGAAUCAAGUGGAACUUCGAGAAGUUCUUGGUGGACAAAAACGGCAAGGUUGUGGAGAGAUACUCGUCGUUGACCAAGCCAUUGUCAUUGAGUGCCAAGAUCGACGAGUUGCUCAAGUAA